Cajanus cajan (pigeon pea) is the source of this 870-nucleotide messenger RNA. The record is from RefSeq and is a predicted model, not a curated record. Lineage: Eukaryota; Viridiplantae; Streptophyta; Magnoliopsida; Fabales; Fabaceae.
AUGGAGAAGAUCUUCAGUGCUCUGGGGUCUUCUAAGGAGAGGAAGUUGGCCUAUGCAGUUUACAUGAUGGCAGGAGCGGAUGAGUACUGGUGGAGAGGCACCAGACAGAUGAUGGGGAGCAGAGGUGUGGUUGUAGAUUGGGAUUGCUUCAAGAGAGUUUUCUUGGAGAAGUAUUUCCCGGACAAUGUUAGAUACGCUAAGGAGACGGUGUUUUUGAGAUUGCAGCAGGGUGAGAUGUCAGUGACCGAGUACGCCAUGAGAUUCGAGCAUUUGGCACGCUUCUACACCCAAGCCAUCUUUGAGGCUUGGAAGUGUAGGAAGUUUGCUGAAGGCUUGAAGUAUGAUUUGAGGAGAGUGGUGGUGCCUAUGGUCAUCACGGAGUUUCCAGCCUUGGUAGAGAAGGCAAACGUUGUAGAGCGGCUAGAGAGCUUCGGCAAGCCGGCGAAGACUGUUGGUGGGCCAGCUGGGUCCAAGAGUAGUGGUGGUUCUCAAAGGAAGCCUUAUGACAGGCCCCAACUACAAGGGGGUUCUGCCACAAGGAAGUUUACUGAGAGAGCUAGGAGUGGAGCUCAGGUUUUUAGAUGUUAUCAGUGUGGUGGGCCACAUAUUGUCAGAGACUGCACUUCUACACAGCCUAGGUGUUUUAGGUGCAACAAGUUUGGCCAUCUGGCCAAGGAUUGCCCAGUUGGGGCAAGUCAGUCUGGAGCUUUGAGUAUUGAGACAGAGAGGGCCAUCACUGGGAUUGAGAUUGGCAGUGAGUUUCCUGAGGUGUUUGCAGAUGAUGUGUCGGGAUUGCCACCUCUGCGUGGUGUUGAGUUUAGCAUUGAUCUGGUACUAGGUGCAGGACCGGUUUGUGGUGGUCUUCAUUGA